Arabis nemorensis is the source of this 1179-nucleotide messenger RNA. NCBI's taxonomy places the organism in Eukaryota, Viridiplantae, Streptophyta, Magnoliopsida, Brassicales, Brassicaceae. The record is from the annotation of a GenBank genome assembly.
AUGGUUUCUCGGAGAGAUUAUCGGAGUAUGAGAUCGUGUAGUGGAUGGCGUCGGUUUCUCUUGCUGAUUCCUCUGGUCUUUGUUCUUCCUCAUCUCUCGUCACUUGUUGAUUUUUCUUCGACUUCGACUAGGAACGAAUCGCAAAGCAUUCGUAGCAAGAAGCUCGAUCACCUUGUGCUAGGUCCUGUUGCUGGACAAGGCUUGUCCGAUCGAUUGCAUUGCCGAGGCACCAAGGCUCUCAAUAGGACUCACACUUCAACUUCGCAUGUGUCUGGUGCUGGAAAUGGUGUUUCUUUCGUCACGGUGUUUACUGUUUAUAAUAAUACAUCGGUCGAUAAUGUGAAAUCGGCCAAUAUGGUUUCUGUUGUUGGGAAUGUGACCUAUAGCAAGCCAGAGAGGUCAAUGGCAGUUCUAAAUGCAUUCGCCAACUUCAUUCAGGUGACUAUGCCCAAGAGCAAUGUUGUCAUAUUAACUGAUCCAGCUUCCGAUUUCUCGAUCGGAAAAAGCAACGUGAUGGUACAGCCUGUUCGAGGUGAUUACUCACGGAGUAACCUGAUGCUUCAAAGAAUCAGGUCUUAUAUUACGUUUCUUGAGAUGAAGCUCGAGAAGAAUGAUGAUGGAAGAAACCACUAUAUCUUCACCGAUUCUGAUAUGGCAGUUGUUGAUGACAUCGGGACUAUAUUUGACAAGCAUCCAAACUUCCAUAUUGCACUCACAUUCAGGAACAAUAAAGAUCAACCGCUGAAUUCAGGAUUUAUCGCAGUGAGAGGCACACGUGAAGGUCUCAUAAGGGCUAAGGUUUUUCUUGAUCAAGUCUUAAAAGCUUACAAAACCAAAUAUAUGAAAGCUUCGCGUAUGCUUGGUGAUCAACUAGCUUUGGUAUGGGUUGUUAAAUCUCAUCCUUCCUUCGACGCAAAAAGAUUCACAAAACCGCAAGCAUUCACACAAGAAAUAGCUGGAGCUUCAGUGUUAUUUUUACCAUGCGCUUUAUAUAACUGGACACCUCCUGAAGGUGCUGGUCAGUUUCAUGGCAUGCCUUUAGAUGUCAAGAUUGUUCAUUUCAAAGGAUCAAGAAAACGCUUAAUGCUCGAGGCAUGGAACUUCUACAAAUCUACUUCCAACAUUCCAGAUAUGUUAUGUCUUGUUCUUGGUAGUGGUAGAACUAAAUACGAUUUCUAA